Anolis sagrei ordinatus is the source of this 2312-nucleotide messenger RNA. The record is from RefSeq and is a predicted model, not a curated record. NCBI's taxonomy places the organism in Eukaryota, Metazoa, Chordata, Lepidosauria, Squamata, Anolidae.
GAAGCAAAGAUUUGCUCGGGCUCCCUGGGAUGCGCAUGCGCAGUGCGUCCUCCCAGGCUCCUGGUGUCAGCCGGCGGUGCUUUGCAGCUCCUUUACUCGCAGGUUGUGGAAGAGUCUUGGGCCAACAGGAUCUGUGGAAAACCCUAAGCUUGAAAGAACUCCACCCCCAGAGCAGUCUUGGACAAAGAUGUCCUACGGUUCCAUUGAUGGAAGUGGGUUCGGAAGCCGAAAUGCCUUCGGGGGACCUUCAAGACAAGGAUACCAACCUUUAGCGACACAGAUUGACCCCAAUGAACUGCAGGAGCUUUUCCAGGAUACGUCAGCCAGCAUCUUCCGAAUUAAUGCCAAUGUGACUUCUUUGGAACGAAGCCUCAAAUCCCUUGGGACACCAAGCGACACACCAGAAUUGCGGGAUGCACUGCACACAACACAACAAGAGACCAACAAAACCAUUACGACGUGCACAAAUGCCAUCCGACAAUUAUCUGAGGUCAUCCGAGGUUCUUCCAGGCAAGAGCGGCUUCAACUGGACCGCCUGAAGAACCAACUUUCUGAUGCCAUUCAGCGGUAUGGGACCGUUCAAAAGAAAAUUGCAGAGAAGUCCAAAGCCCUGCUCCCCAAAGGACAGAGAAGUAGGAAACAGAGUCCUAAGACCCCUUUCUCUGACUUGGCUGAUGAUGAGAAGAUCUUCAAUGGAGGAGACAGCAUGUGGCCUGAGCAGAACCAGGAGCAUGCCCUGCUCUCUGAAAUCACCGAGGAGGAUUUGGAAGCCAUCCGGCAGAGAGAAGAAGCCAUCCAGCAGAUUGAGAGUGAUAUGUUGGAUGUCAACCAGAUCAUCAAGGACUUGGCCUCUAUGGUGUAUGAACAGGGAGAGACAAUAGAUAGCAUUGAAGCCAAUAUCGAGACUGCAUCUUCUAACGUCGACUCUGCCAACGAGCAAUUGGCAAAGGCCAGUCAACACCAACGUCGAGCCAGGAAGGUGAAGUGUUGUGUCAUCACUGGCGGUCUGGCAGUUCUUCUGGUCUUCAUCAUAAUUAUCACUGUUUCUGUCAAGAAGUAAAUCCAACCGAUUUUCACAGAAUUUAGGUUAUUUUAGCGACAGAGUAACAGGAGCAUGCAGCUCGUCUGCCAGACGGCGUUGCCCACAGAUGACGCUGCCUCUCGGGAUGCUGAGCUGGGAUAAUGACAUGGCUCCACAUUUUGUGAACAGGUUCCCUGGAGACACCGCUCCUGUCUGGAGGCUUUGCAUGAAGAACCAAAAUGACCUCGGGGGAAAUAACAGCGGGUGUGCUUUGACUUGCUGGUGUUUGUUUCCCUUUGUCCCCCGUCUUGUUACAAUAUUAAAGGUAUUUCUCCAAAUAACAAAUAAGCACAAUAUUCACAACUUGCCCUUUGACUCCACGAAGGGAAAUGCUGCGCUAGCAUUUACCACUCUAUUUCUUUUUGCUCUUCCAUGGCACCCGCUUCUUUUCCCGAUAUAUGCUCAUAGACAGCAAAAAACACUGGUUAGAGGUUAAUGUUUUUCUCCAUAUUCUGCUGUGCUUGGAGCAUUUUAAUGGUGUUUUGAUGCAUUUGAUUACACUGGUUUCAGAUCAACUGAAACUCCUGAAACUUAUUGCUUGUUUUCUGAGUGACAGAGUGAAUAUCUGUUUGUCUGUUAUCAGUAGAGAUGGAUCAAUUCCUUGUCCUUUUUUGAUUUCUCGUUCCCAUCCAUUCUCUUCCAUUGGCCCCAUCCAUAUAACAUGUAGUCAUGCUUCUACAAUGGCCAACAUUGGUAUAUGAAGCAUGACCAACAUUUAUCUCUGUCUUUCUAAGGCAGUUUAGGACACUCAAUCCUAAAUCCUAUUUGUAGGAGAAACUAGAGCAGAUCCAUUGAAUUACCUGGAUUGACCUUUGUGUUAAAUCAUGUUUCAGUAAUUGAUUGCAUGGUUCUACUUUAAAUGGGAUUAACCAACAGAAUUCAAAAUUAGUUAAAAGCUGAUAUUGAAGCAAACCCGAACCUACCACCAUUUGUACAAUGUCAUAUGCAGAAAUUACUUUUUAGGUUGUAGAACACAGAUGUGGAAUGGAACAUGGAGGCCAAAUUAUGAAGGUACCUGUCAAAGAGGGCAGGUUUUCUACAUAGGGUUUAACUAAAAAAAUACUCUAGUGAGUUAGCUCACCUGAACUAUUAGUUUCCCAUCAGCAAAAAAACUGUUCUCUGUUAGAUACUGAUUGUAUUUUGCAUGUACCACUUGCCAUUUGUGAAGCUUUGCCAUAGCAUUUGCUACUCCACGAUGAUUGUUAUGUGUUCAAUAAAACCCAACUUUGAA